AUGGCCGCGUCCACCCUGUCCGUCUGCUCCAACGACCUGAGCUAUGGCAGCCACACCUGCCUCCCUGGGACCUGUGACUCUUGCACCAGCUCCUCCUGGCAGGUGGAUGACUGUCCAGAGAGCUGCUGUGAGCCCUCCUGCUGUGCCCCAAGCUGUUGCCAGCCCUCCUGCUGUGUCCCCAGCUGCUGCCAGCCCACCUGCUGUGUCCCCAGCUGCUGCCAGCCCACCUGCUGUGUUCCCAGCUGCUGCCAGCCCACCUGCUGUGUCCCCGGCUGCUGCCAGCCCUCCUGCUGCCAACCCUCCUGCUGCAUCUCUGCCCCCUGCCAGCAGGCCUGCUGUGUGUCUGUUAGCUGCAAGCCUGUGUGCUGCACUCCUGUCUGCUGCAAGCCUGUCUGCUGCACCUCUGUCUGCUGCAAGCCUGUGUGCUGCAAACCUGUCUGCUGCACCUCUGUCUGCUGCAAGCCUGUCUGCUGCAAGCCUGUCUGCUGCACCUCUGCCUGCUGCAAACCCUCCUCCUGCGUGUCCCUCAUUUGCCGCCCCGUGUGCAGGCCCGCCUGCUGCGUGCCCAUCUCCUCCUGCUGUGCCCCCUCCUCCUCCUGCCAGCCCAGCUGCUGCGGACCCUCCUCCUGCAUGUCCCUGCUCUGCAGCCCCGCGUGCUCCCGCCCGGCCUGCUGUGUCCCCACCUCGGCCCAGAAGUCCUGCUGCUGA
Miniopterus natalensis is the source of this 708-nucleotide messenger RNA. The record is from RefSeq and is a predicted model, not a curated record. NCBI's taxonomy places the organism in Eukaryota, Metazoa, Chordata, Mammalia, Chiroptera, Miniopteridae.